GUUAUACUUUCUUGAACAAUUCCCGUCCUUGCACAUUUUUCUUCCAGCUUAUUUUACAUUACACCUUACAAUGCAAACAUCGUUUUUGGACUCAUUUCCUUAGCGUCCCUUCCCAGGCGCUGCACUGUCCAUCAAUGAGUCGAGUAUGCUGUCGCUCGUAGUGGUGUCGCACUGUGCUACUAAGGAGAACACUAGCGAAGCGCUGAUACAGCCUGUUCUCUUAAAUUCUUGUUUUUUUUACAGAUAUCUUCUCGCCUCAAUUUGCCUUUGCCCUGGUUUUUAGGCAGGUUAACCCUUUCCGAGGGCCUUGUUAUCCGCUUUUGCGACCUCCUGAGAACGGUUUUAUUUCCCGUGAACAUCUCUGGGACAGAGAAGACAGCUUCGGGUGGUUCCGGGUUUGCGUACCGCCCAUCACGCACGCCAGACUACAACUCCCAGGUCCCCCUGCGCGGCGGGCGCGACCGCGGGCUCCAGCACUGGUUGGGACACUUGGUGUAGGACGUAAUGGCUGUGUGGGGUGAGCGACUGGCCGGCGUGCGCGGGGUGCUGCUUGACAUCUCUGGAGUGCUGUUCGACGGCUGCACAGGCGGUGGCGUGCCCAUCCCCGGUUCCGUGGAGGCAGUGGCGAGACUGAAGCAGUCCCACCUGAAGGUGAGAUUCUGUACCAACGAGUCACAGAAGUCCCGGGGAAAGCUGGUGGGGUUGCUUCAGCGGCUGGGAUUUGACAUCUCUGAGGGGGAAGUGACUUCCCCAGCACCAGCUGCGUGCCAGAUCCUAAAGGAGCAAGGUCUGCGGCCACACCUGCUUGUCCAUGAUGAAAUCCUCUCAGAAUUUGAUAAAAUUGACACAUCCAACCCAAACUGUGUCCUGAUUGCAGAUGCUGGUGAUGCCUUUUCCUAUAAAAACAUGAAUAAAGCCUUUCAGUUGCUCAUGGAACUGGAAAAUCCUGUGCUCAUAUCACUAGGAAAAGGACGCUACUACAAGGAGACCUCGGGCCUGAUGCUGGAUGUUGGAGCCUACAUGAAAGCACUUGAGUACGCCUGUGGUAUCGAAGCCAAAGUGGUGGGGAAGCCUUCCCCAGAGUUCUUCAAGAACGCCCUGCAAGUGUUGGGUGUGGAAGCCCACCAGGGUCCUGAGCGCAUUUUGGUAUGCGAAGCCCACAAGCUGGCCCAGACGUCGCUGCGCCAACACAGCUGCACAGCCCCGGCUCCUCAUGUCCUCGCCCUGGAUCCCUGCCACCAUCGUUGCAGAGAAGCUCCCUGCAGCUUUGCCUUGAUGCAAGCAUUGGUUUUCAGGCUGAAUCACAGUGCUGUUCCCUGGGUAACAGCUCUUCCUCCCAGGGACCAGUUUUUUCUGGAGCCAUCUUCCUGGGCCACAUCGACAAAUGCCCACCUUGGGAUGUCCUGAGUUUCCUUCUGGAAGAGGAGAAUUCAGCAGUAUAGAUACGCACAUACACAUUUUAUUUUUGUCAGAGCACGGAAAGUGUUAGACAUGACAUGUAAUAUGUGAAAGGCUCGUACCAUUUCCAAGGAACCCACUAGCACAGUGGUCCCAAGCUCUGGCAGUGGAGAACACAGUCCUGAAUUGGAGCAUCUUGGAUGUUCACAGGCUGACCUGAUGAUUUCAGGAAAAGUCCUUCAAAAGGGUGACUUAGAGAACACCUGAGGCUGGACCACAAGUUGCCCACCAGUCUCAAUUUCAGGAGAGCUCAAGAAUCACAUGUGAGUGGGACCCUUCAGUACUGUCCCACUUCAGGGAACAGGUGCUGCUGGCCAGUUCUUCCUUGGUGACUUGAAAUUUCCAAAUAGCUGUGCUGGGCCAGGGAUUUAGCUCAGUGGUUCCACCGCCUGCUUUGCAAGUGCAAG
Fukomys damarensis (Damara mole-rat) is the source of this 1865-nucleotide messenger RNA. RefSeq names its product phospholysine phosphohistidine inorganic pyrophosphate phosphatase (gene Lhpp). Bases 505 to 1407 code for a protein of 300 amino acids. The record is from RefSeq and is a predicted model, not a curated record. NCBI's taxonomy places the organism in Eukaryota, Metazoa, Chordata, Mammalia, Rodentia, Bathyergidae. Gene Ontology annotation, cellular component: cytosol. Gene Ontology annotation, molecular function: inorganic diphosphate phosphatase activity; phosphatase activity. The transcript has 6 exons. Gene Ontology annotation, biological process: dephosphorylation.